AUGACUUGUGGGUGUGGGAAAUGGCAAGGAUCAGGGAUCCCUUGCAAGCAUGGGCUAAGGGUCAUUUACAACCAAAGACUUAAUCCUAGGGACUUUGUCUCACCUUUCUACAAGGGGGCUGCUUACAAACUCACUUAUGGAGACCACAUCCACCCUGUGGCUGAUCCAACUCACUGGCCUUCAACAAAUGUGCCAGAAAUUGUAGCACCCCAAGGGAAAAGAAAUGCUGGCAGACCACCUAAGGAAAGGAGAAGAGCUGCUCAUGAAGCAAAAAAAGAAAAGAGGCAUAAGAAUAACAAAUGCAGCCUAUGCAAAGAACUAGGCCACAAUGCAAUGACAUGCAAGGCAAAAAAGGCAUCAUCAAAGAAGGCAGCACAUGCAGCUUCUUCUUCAGAGCAAGGCAACACUAGGGGGAAGAGAAAGACUGCUACUUAG
This is a messenger RNA of Amaranthus tricolor (Joseph's coat), 435 nucleotides long. RefSeq lists its product as uncharacterized. Lineage: Eukaryota; Viridiplantae; Streptophyta; Magnoliopsida; Caryophyllales; Amaranthaceae. The record is from RefSeq and is a predicted model, not a curated record. The transcript has a single exon. Bases 1 to 435 code for a protein of 144 amino acids. Gene Ontology annotation, molecular function: nucleic acid binding; zinc ion binding.